UAACAAUUACAAUAUUUAAUUGUUAUAGUAGAAAUUAACAAAAAAUUCUAGGAAAUAAUUUGAACUGCAAAUUGGAUACAUCGACCGUGCGACGUGUCAAGUAUUUGUCAACAGCAUUAACGUUUGCGGGAGGAAGCUUGAGCUCCGGAACGCUUGUUCGUUCAGUCCACGGAACCACUACGACCGUAAUCGUUGACGGACUGUACACAAGCCAGCGUGAGUUGGUAGAACAAAUGACAUCUGGUUUAGAAUAGCUUCUUGCACUGUCCUCAUGCUGAUUGGAAAUUCUGGCACAUUGGCUGUCAGGUGUUGCAUUGUCAAACCCUUGGCUUGUCUUUUUACCAGCACCAGCAACAUGGCAAAGAGCAAGUUUGAAUAUGUCCGAAGCUUUGAGACAGAUGACACUUGUCUAAGAAACUGCUACAUUGUUGUGAGACUAGAUGGCCGAAACUUCCACAAGUUUGCAGCGCAGCACAAUUUUACAAAGCCCAACGAUAACAGAGCCUUGGGCCUGAUGACCAGGAGUGCUCGCUCUGUCAUGGAGGAGCUUGAGGAUAUUGUCAUUAGUUAUGGUCAAAGUGAUGAGUUCAGUUUUGUUUUCAAGAGGACCUCCACCUGGUUCAAGAGGAGAGCCAGUAAACUCAUGACUCACGUGGCCUCUCAGUUCUCCUCCUCAUAUGUGUUUUACUGGAAGGAGUUUUUUGGCGAACAGCCCCUUCUGUACCCACCUGGUUUUGAUGGACGCGUGGUCUUGUAUCCAAGCAACCGCAACCUUAGAGACUACCUGAGCUGGAGACAAGCAGAUUGUCACAUAAACAAUUUGUACAACACAGUGUUUUGGACAUUAGUACAGAAGGGAGGACUCACUACAGUCCAAGCAGAGGAUCGUCUAAAGGGAACAUUAGCUGCAGACAAAAACGAGAUCCUAUUCUCAGACUUUGACAUCAACUACAACAAUGAAUCUGCUCAGCACAGGAAGGGAACCGCUCUCAUCUGGGAAAAGCGCGAUGAAACUGUCACAAAACGCAUGAAGGUCCCAAAUGAAGAAGAGAAGGAUGUGGCUGUGACUCGCAGCAGGAGGAGAGUGGAAGCCCACCACUGUGACAUCAUAGGAGACCAGUUCUGGGAGGAUCACCCAGAAAUCCUGGAGGACGACAGCUGCUAACAGGGCCUCUGCUGCUGUAGAGACUAAUGCUGAACCCACACAUGGUUGCAACAGUUAAGAUGGGCCCAUAUAAGCAGCAAUUCACAGAACUGUCCUGUAACUUACAUAACAGCUGAAAGAUCGUUUUAAACUGACCCCUUUGAUUUUUGAAUUUGUAUGAUUACGCUCUCGUAGCCGGAACAUCUUCAUAGCUUAAUGUAAUAAACUUCUUUCAUAUCGUUUUGUUAAAA
Molecule: messenger RNA, 1395 nt
Organism: Betta splendens (Siamese fighting fish)
Lineage: Eukaryota; Metazoa; Chordata; Actinopteri; Anabantiformes; Osphronemidae
Gene: thg1l
Product: tRNA-histidine guanylyltransferase 1-like
Exons: 8
Coding region: 272-1165 (297 amino acids)
Biological process (GO): tRNA modification
Molecular function (GO): tRNA guanylyltransferase activity; magnesium ion binding
Source: RefSeq, a predicted model, not a curated record